AUAUGCAAAUCAGGUGACGUCUGAGGUGAAAGGCCACGCCCCCGCAUGCCUCCCUUUUGAGGACCGGUUGCCUGGCAACAGCCUUAUAGAGAGUGAGAGAGUGGGCGGAGUUUAGCUCAGUAACUCAGUAACUCUUGGCAGCUGCGAGUUGUGUUGUUCACUCGGAGUUUGUGAAUUUGUGUGUGUUGUGUGGAUAACAGACCAGUUCAUCAGAAGAAGGAGCGAAAGGAGAUUUUUUUUUUGUACGGAAUAAACCUCACCUGUUGGGACCGGGACCGUAUGUGUGUGUAUGUAUAAAGUGUAUAGAGCGUAUAGAGUGAAGUGUUUGUGUGUGUGUGUGUGUGCGCGCGCGCGCGCGCCGAAUGUCCCUGGAGUGUGAGGAGUGGACACACACCGGCCAUGUGGACGCAGUGACACACAUGCUCAGGGAGGCCAUGUCUGUGCAGGAGCUGUACGAGGAUGAAGAAGCUCGGGAGUCGGACCGAGACAGCGCCAUCGAGAGCGCCGCGGGAUCUGAGCUCUCCGAUGGAGGAAGAGGAGGAGACAAAGAGGAAGGACUCUUACCUGGGCAAAAGAGUGAAGAGCUGAGCCUGAACCCGUCUGUGACCUCUGACCUUUCGACUCGCUCGCUAAACGAGGAGCAGUUUGAGGAUUAUGGAGAGGGAGACGAGGUCGACUACAGUCCUAUCAGCCCCGAGGACGAGUCUCACACUAAUGGGUUCUCCGACCUCGGGUCUUCCGUACCUUCCAGUGCAACUCACACACCACAGAAGGUGAGACAGGUGAACGGUGAUCAUGAAGUGUUUUGCUCAAGCUGCUGCAGAAAAGUCGCUCAGCUCAACGAACUCGAAAACCGGCUCAAGAACUUCAAAGCAAACAGCCCAAACAGGAAAAUUUCCAGUACAGCAUUUGGCAGGCAGCUGCUCCACCACAGUAAUCUCAGCAGUAGGAACGGCAGCACAGAGGACCUGUUCAGAGACGGCAGCAUUGAUUAUUGUGACACUGACUUCGCUGACAAGGUGAAUCAGUUGGAGAAGAAGCUGUGUGAGCUGGAGAAUGAGUGUCUGAUGAACGGCGAUGUGAAAUCCAAACUCAAACAGGAGAACACGCACCUAGUGCACAGGGUACAUGAGCUGGAGGAACAGCUGAAGGAACAGGAGGCGCGAGCCGAGCACAUCAUGGACGAUGAGCUGCGGAGACACCGAGAAGCCUUCAACAAACUGGAGCGAGAUAAGAACACACAGAUCGAGAUACUCAAUAAUCGGAUGCAGCAGUUGGAGGUGGAGAACAUGGAGAUGCUGGUCAGCGUGAGCAGGCUGAAAACACAGACAGAGAAGCUUGACGAGGAGAAGCAGCGGAUGACGGAUAAGCUGGAAGACACGAGUCUCCGUCUGAAAGAUGAAAUGGAUUUGUACAAGAAGAUGAUGGACAAACUGAGGCAGAACCGGAAUGACUAUCAGAGAGAGAGAGAGGCCAUGCAGGAGCUGAUUGAGGAACUACGGCGAGAGCUCGAGCACUUGCAGCUCUACAAGCUGGAGGUGGAGCGCGUGGGGCGGAUCCGAAGGUCGUCCAUCAGCCUAUCAGAAUUCACCACACGGACUAGAGAGAGCGAACUGGAACAGGAAAUGAAGAGGCUCAAACAGGAGAACCAGAGACUCCGUGAACAAAACGAAGAGCUCAAUGGUCAGAUCAUCAGUCUGAGUCUCCAUGAAGCUAAGAACCUGAUUGCCACACAAACGAAAGCUCAGUCUCUGGCCGCAGAAAUCGAGAAUGCCUCACGUGACCAGUUAAUGGAUGCCCUGAAGGAGCAGGAGGAGAUCAACAUCCGUCUCAGGCAGUACAUGGACAAGAUUAUAUUAUCCAUCCUCGACCACAACCCUUCCAUCUUGGAGAUUAAGUACUGAAAACAAGCUCUUGGUAUUUACAACUAAAAACUGGAUGCUUAUCGCCCCCUGCUGCCCUGGAGGAGGAACUGCAUUCUUUUGAAAGAAUUUGAACUUCCUGGUGUGAAGCGUGUUCCCUUUGUGAGAUUUCAGGACGUCCUGGAGUUAUUCAUCAUCGGUACUGUAUAUGACUGAUUGAGGGAAUAGUCACUGGAAUGGCAGGAUGAAGAAUUAAGAACUGUAAGAAUUGAGAACUGUAAUGGUCUUUUUCUGUAUGUUAUUUUUGUACUAAGCGCUCAUCUCAGAGCUGAUGAUUUGGGAUUGAUUUUGGUGUUAAGUAAGUUGAUCAGAGGGAAAUACGAGUCUGAGAAAGUGUCCGAGAGGGGAACCAGAAGUGUGAGAUGGAAAAUGAAUUGUUUAAUAAAGCACAUCCUGAUAUUGCCAUGGCCGGUUUGAGGGGCAGAGCUUAACUUAAAUCCUAUCUGCCAGUUACUGACUUAAUUGUGGCUGUGAUACAGGUGCGACACUGGUAACCCUGCUAAUACCUCAAAUACCUCAAUAGUUCUCUAGCUAUCAUUAGGCUGAUGUUAUAUUUUGUAAUCAAAAUCGUCAUUUUACGUGAAGAAGUGACUCAGAGCAAAGCAGUGUUUUUGUUGAUGUGACCUAAUCACAUUUGUGAUUGGCUGAUCAGAUUGAACUUGUGCUCUGCCCCUUUUGACCCAGAAUUUCCAUUCACUUAGUGUAAUCCGGACAUUACAUAGGCAUGAGCUGAUAUUACAUUUCCACCUGCUAUUAUCACAAUAUUUCUACCUGUUCUCAUUGGCUUACAUUUGGAUUAUAUUACUCCAAAAUAAGGGCUUUUAGAAGAUUUCAGAAUAAUACAGACUUUAGCAGGAGCACAACAGCUUCCCCAAAAAAUGCUGCCUACCUAGAAAUGAUUCACUAAUAAUAUUGCACACCCUCAUUAUCAUGGUAUAUGGCAUAACUGAUUACCAGUACAUGCCUAGUUAGUAAGAGCAGCAUCUGAAUGAUGACUCAGCGUUAUGAAUGUGCGUGUGUUAUGACUCCUCGUCAUAUCAUCACAAGUGCUUCCUGUUUUUAAGCUGUUGCAAAGAAUGAUGAUGGAGCAGACAUCUGCAUCAUCAUAAUCAGGGUCUUCAUUUCAGAAGUGUUUUUUAUUUGCAGCAUUCCCUCAUUUUAUUUUUACUCUAAUGCUAAUUCAUCUGUUGUGUAAAUUAGUUCUAAAUUGAAUAACGAAGCACCAGUCCGUUUGAGGGUGAAAGGAACUUUGUGUAUAUUUCAUUUUUAGCCAAAGUUUCACAUUUAAUUACAUUCAGGACAUGUUACUUACAUAUCAAUGGCAGGUAACGGCUCAGUAUCGGGAUUGGUGCAUCACUAAAAUUGGUUAGUGAUGAUUUUGGUGGCUGGGUCAGUUUUGAUGAUUUGCUACACACCUGUUUUGGUUUCCCCACUAAUUUGCUGUUUAUUUUUUUUAAUUUUUUUUUUUUUUUUUUGCAAGGUAGAAUUGUGUCACAUACACUGAGCAAAUUUACCUUUGCACUAUGAACACAAACAUUAUCUUUUUUUUUUUUUUUUUUUUUUUUUUUUUUUUUUUUUUUUUUUUACAAGUUCUUUCAAGUGUUUGUGCCUCUUAUAAAGCAACCCCACUGACAGAUCUGCUGAUUGUUUCUGUCUUGCACCUUUUUGAAUCAUGUUCCAUUUCAGUGCAAUUUAUAAGCAACCUGUAAAUACUGUAUAGGUAACUAUAAUGCUCACUCAUUUUCUAUACCUACCACUCAAGUUACUACUUUCAACUUUUUCUACACCUGUGUUGUAUAGUUUAGCUUUCACUUUUUUUUCCCCACAAAAUAUCUACUAGCUCUGAAAGCAAUAUUUGUAUCACUACUUUAGCGACAGAAGCCGAAUGCUAGCUGGGGUUAAAGCAGGAGUCAUGUGUUGACCAGGCUACCAUGGCUUAUGAUGUCCACUUUUACCCUCUUUAAUCCUUUGCUAAUCAAAUUUCAGUCAUUCUGACUGUUGAUUGACACUUUUCUAUAGAUAUUUCAUACACCGGAACAUUUUAAAUGCCUCAGAUUAGCACCUUGUUAAUUUAUUAGUGUAAACUGGAGUAUUGUUACAUGUUUUCUGGUCUUCAGUUUAAAAAAAAAAAAAAAAAAAAAAAAAAAAAAUCCAAAUGGGAUAUACUGUGCCGUCCUGAACAUGGCUGAACGACUCACCGUUAGCAUGUUGAAGAUGAGUAGAAUAUAACUUUGGUUAGAAAUGUUGGCAAUAAAAGCUAAAUUCA
Messenger RNA from Ictalurus furcatus (blue catfish), 4188 nucleotides. RefSeq names its product RAB11 family interacting protein 4 (class II) b (gene rab11fip4b). Gene Ontology annotation, biological process: regulation of cytokinesis; endocytic recycling. NCBI's taxonomy places the organism in Eukaryota, Metazoa, Chordata, Actinopteri, Siluriformes, Ictaluridae. The record is from RefSeq and is a predicted model, not a curated record. Bases 363 to 1904 code for a protein of 513 amino acids. The transcript is spliced from 13 exons. Gene Ontology annotation, cellular component: endocytic vesicle; cleavage furrow; recycling endosome membrane.